AUGGCUUCCGCCGACAACACCCCGAGUACCGAUAUAAAUAUCAACAACCUGAGCUACAAGUUCCCCGAUGGCUCGACAGGACUGUCAGAUAUCACUAUCGACCUCCCUCAGAACAGUCGAACACUCUUGAUUGGCGCCAAUGGUGCCGGAAAAAGUACGCUCCUCAGGCUCCUUUCAGGCAAACGCCUUGCACCAAACGGUUCCAUCGUCAUUGGUGGAGUCGACCCGUUCAAAGAAGGCCUCGAAGGUGUCACAUACCUAGGAACCGAAUGGGUUCUCAACCCUAUCGUUCGAACCGAUAUCGAUGUGCCGACUUUACUCGCGUCUGUGGGUGGAGACUACUAUACGGAUCGAAGAGAUGAGUUGGUUGAUAUCCUCGACAUCGACAUGUCAUGGCACAUGCAUGCUGUGUCCGAUGGAGAGAGACGACGUGUGCAGCUUGCCAUGGGCCUGCUGAGGCCCUGGAACCUCCUCCUGCUAGACGAAAUCACUGUUGACCUGGAUCUACUUAGCCGAAGCAACUUCUUGGAUUUCUUGAAACGAGAAACUGAAAGGAGGCCUUGCACUAUUGUUUAUGCCACCCAUAUUCUGGACAACCUCGCUCAAUGGCCUACGCAUCUGGUACAUAUGCACAUGGGCCAUGUAAGGGACUGGGGUUCUAUGGAGAAGUUCUAUAGCAACCGGCCUCGCAUGUCGGAGAACAGUCAGCUUGGCGAACUGGUGCUGGAAUGGCUAAGGAAGGAUAUGAAGGAGCGUGGUCCUCGACCCGGAAGACCAGCAGAGGCGAAGGAGGACAUCAGAGAUGAAUGA
Molecule: messenger RNA, 810 nt
Organism: Trichophyton benhamiae CBS 112371
Lineage: Eukaryota; Fungi; Ascomycota; Eurotiomycetes; Onygenales; Arthrodermataceae
Exons: 2
Coding region: 1-810 (269 amino acids)
Molecular function (GO): ATP binding; ATP hydrolysis activity
Source: RefSeq, a predicted model, not a curated record